Molecule: messenger RNA, 9765 nt
Organism: Rhopilema esculentum
Lineage: Eukaryota; Metazoa; Cnidaria; Scyphozoa; Rhizostomeae; Rhizostomatidae
Biological process (GO): G protein-coupled receptor signaling pathway
Cellular component (GO): membrane
Molecular function (GO): G protein-coupled receptor activity
Source: RefSeq, a predicted model, not a curated record
ACCAUAUGCAAUCUUAGUAAUCAUGUAUCGAUAAUCAGGCCCUAUGAGAGUUCGCUUCGCUUCACACGAGCCUUCAUAUUUGUGACUCUUGUUUAUUUUGAAAAUUGUUUCAUGGAGGACACGUGUUGGUAAACAAAUGGUAUUGACACACAGGUGCGGCUAUGACGUAAACCUUGGCAUUUUUUAAUAUUUUGGUUUCAAGAAACAUAGUGUUUUCACAUUAUUUGCUUCGAAUGUUAUAUGUUAUAUUUCUGUUGGAAAACAAUAUUUCAAAUUGUUACAAUUAUGUUAUAAAUCAAGGGUGCCAAAAUAUUUUUACUCUCAACUGCAGAGAUUUCUGCUUUAUUCAGUUGGUUUAAAGCUCCUGAUUCUCUGGUGCACAGUCGCAUUACAUUUUUAGAUAUUAUUUAUAUAGUUAUUAGUAUCUAAUAAUAUCUAAAACUAAAGCCUUAUUAAGCCCAAACAGAUCUGUUGAUGCAGCACAAAUUUAGCUUUUUAUUGGGCCUAUUCGGCUUCAGGACAAUUCUCGUCUGUUUACAUAACGGCCUAUUUCAUGAAUGGGCCUAGCACUGCAGCACCCGUAGCAUCCAUCUUCAUCCGGCUCCUGUCUCAAACUAUUGGAUCCAAGGUGCUACUUUUCUAGUGUUUGUUCUGUCAGCAUCGUCGUCAUGUUUGGCAAAUUAAUUAUUGCAUGCCACAGCAUACUCGGAAUCUUAUGUCAGGUACAAUAUGAAAAAGCGUGCACACAGUGAAUUUUUUACAGCCUUUUGUACACACAAACUUUAAAUAAAGGAAUAAAGGUUUAUUCCAGGUUGAAUAGUAUCCAAGGGUGGUACAAUUCCUCAAAAAUUGCUUAAAAGACCUAACUGCUCGAGUCUUGUUUACAUAUUUUUUACUUCUAAACUAUGUGCGUCACUUUGUAGCAAAGAAAUAUUUCUAACUAGAAAAGGAAGUUGACUGAGUUAUAUUUUUUUUUAAAUUGAAAUUAAUUUUGUUUUCGAGUCACAGACGCUUUACUUUCUGAAGUUUAUUUAUGUAGAUGACCUUUUCUAUCGGAAGAAAUCCCAUUUUUUUAAACAAACGAUCUUGCCCUUUUUGCGUAAGUUAUAAAGAUACUCAAUACCUUUGCCGACAACUGGGGGCAACACCUUGAAUAAAUAUCUAAAUUCUACUGAUAAACCGUGCCAAAAAUAACCAGUUUAUAAUGAUUUAAUGUGUUAUAGGUUGUGGGUAGAUAACACAAAGUGGGUUGAUAAUAAGACUUGAAUAAUUGGAUAAGACUUGUGAUUAUGUAUCACAUGUCAUGGCUUUGCGUACGUCUAUUUACAAUUACUUGACUUGCUUAUUGAUUUGUAUGAAAGUUGCUAUGCUGUUCACAAACUGAUUUGAGGCCACAAUUUCUGUAUUGUUGUUUAGAGCAUGAAGAUCAUUAAAACAAUCCCCUGAAAUGAUUUUGAGGACCUUUUCAACUAUUAUUCACUCUUAACAUCCUGGAGAUAAAUUUCUUUGUUUUCCUUAAUAACCUCUACUCUCUGUUUGACUUUCUUGCAAUUUAACAACGGUGAUUGCCUAAUCUACAAACAGUUGUGCACUUAUAAAGCUAAUGAAAUUGCGAAUGUGCAAGUGCAGGUGACAACACAGAUUUCAGUGAAGCUUUUAGUUCAUUUAGAUUAAAUAAACGUAUGUUUGUUUGAAUUCCAUCUGCUUUCACCUGCAUUUACAAAGCAAAACACCCCAUGGUCUGCAUUCUUGCAAAUUUGCUUAAAGCUUGCAGUCUCUCCUGGUCGUGCAGUUCUAUUACAAAGCUUUAGUAGGCACAUACUGCCCAGUUUGCCAAGGGAACGUAUUCGUUAGAGGAUAUCGAAAAUUGGUAGGUAGUUCCUAGUUUAUAUCAGUAAGGAUCGUAACAAUGUGCUUCGUUAUGUGCCCGUGAGAAUUUCGAGCGUAAAAAUCAUGCAAUGCACAAAAGCCUGAUCAUAAAUGAAAGAUUAUAUUGGAAGAUUCAAUUGAAGAUAUGGAAAGACACCUUUGAGCAAAGGAGAACAGACUAAUAAAGGAACGUUGAAGAGCCAUUGCUGUUUCUCUACUAAUGCUUCUACGCAGCUGAUAUUUGUGAGGCCGACGAGAAGAGAAAUAUAUGAUUUUUGCCUGAAUCAUAUAUGGCAUGUUUCACAGGCUAAAGACGACAUCUUCUUCGAAACUCCUGAUAUCAUUUUGUUGUUUUCUCUGCAUUGUCAAGUGAAGAGCACCGUCGCAUUCAACUAAGUGUUGGUUUGGAGCAGUAUUGAAGUUAUCUGGAGUAGUAAUUCGUUACAGCUGCGAGGAAAAUAUCGAUACAUAAGACAGUAAUGAAUUACCAUUGAGAUUUAGGUAAUUAAUUUGAUUCACUGCCCUUUCGGAGGAGACAUGGGCCAUGCAAGUGAUGUCAUCGUAUAUAGUGUAAUUGGGAUUGUAACUGUGAUAUUAAACACAAUAGAGAUAGUUUUGAUAAAAAGAACAAAAUCUAAGUUAAAGACGUACCAGCAACUGCUGCUGAGCCUUGCGAUCAGUGACCUCCUGGUAGGCCUAACCAGUGUAAUAAACAGCAUUCUAGCAGCACGUGUAUCGACACAACUUUCAAGGCAAGUUUUCACUUUCAUGGUCAUCUAUUCAUUUACAGCCUCGGUUAUUAACCUGUUUAUAAUCGGCGUUGAUAGGUUAGUGGCCGUGCGGUACCCUCUGAAGCAUGUUAUCUGGGUUCGAAAGGGUACGAUCAUAAAAGCUGCCAUUUAUUCCUGGAUUUUCCUAGGCAUUGAGGUAAUUGCUUUUACUUCAAUAGGUAUUGCCAUUCCUAGUUCUAUGCAUGGGCCAGUAUUAUUUUAUUUAUGGGCAUUGCCGAUAAUUAUCAUUGGGUCCACAAUUGUCUUCCUCAUACUCUACGGUUGUAUCUGUUAUUUUGCCAUGCAUGCACAAAGCAAAGCUGAAAGAAUUCUAAAUGACGAUAUAAAUGCAAGAGGAAAGAGGCAGCUUUCCAGCACCAAUAUUGCCUAUAUUGCAACUACAAAGAAAGAGGAAGCUCACAUUAAAAAAGGCAUUUUUCACGAGAUUCCUAGUGGGCACACUUCUGCGAUGAAAUUGCAAAGCAUUUUCACCAGUAAUGCUCUGCAGGCAGAAGAAAUCAAUCAAGCAGUAGACCAAGAACAACAGAUGGCUCUUGAUAAAGAUCCUUCAGGGCCCUCACCUCAAGCAAAUCUUCAGCCUUCAAAGGAAGUGAAAAAAACCAAGCCUGUAUGCAGAUAUUGCAAAAAGCAAAGAGCACUGGUCAUCACUUGCAGCAUGGUUGUUUGUUCGUUUUUUGUAUGUACCUUGCCUUUUGCCAUAGAAACUCUUGCAUCUACUAGCCAAAGGUUUGAAGUGCUUCUUGUUGUUAACUCCCUUUGCAACCCUCUAGUGUACUUCUUCAAAGGCCUGUGGGGAGAGAAAAGGCUCCGCUCCAGCAAGAAAAAGAACCAUAUUCAAGUUGCUCCUAAUUCGGUUAGUUGUCAGUGCGCCAAGCUGAAGGACGUUAAAAACUGCUAGUUGAAUCAAACGAUUAACUGAUGAACUAAUGGAAAACUGAAAGGAAGUUAGUGACAUCAGAUACUCCCCGUCAGACUCAGCCCUUUUUUUACCAUUGACACCAGCAGUCAUGUAGCAUAAGGAUAUAUAGGCAGCACUGCUACCAAAUUAGAAGAUGGCUUCUCGAACUAACAGCGUUUUAUUGAGGGACGCUGAUCAAUUGAAAUACUGUCUUUAACUGGUUUUAAACUCAAGUUGGCUUGAAUGCGUCAUUUAAACUUAUAACAACACAGAGUCGGUAAGAGAAUAUCGAGAAUUUGGGCAAGUGAAUAGCAUUUUUGCUCAGCAACCGCGUGUUAAACGGCUCUUGGUUUAGUCAUGGCUUGGCAUAUUAUGUUUAACUAUGAGCUUCGUUUCUCAUUGAAGAAAACUGCAGAUGCUGGCAUUGAGAUAAAUCUGCACUGAGUGCGUUAUCAUUCUGAUUUUGUGUUAUUUACUGUAGACUGCAUAUCUUGGUAACCAACUAUCCCAUUUUAGGAAAUCUUUUUUGCUGGAUUCAUUUUCUUUUUAACCAUACUGGUAAUCCUGUUUGUCUUAUACCUUUUUGACUUUGUUGCUAUUGUACCUUAAUUUGAUUUCAAAAAUGUUCUCAUAAAGAUGUUGAAUUUUUAUUUUGUAAUCUCUAAAGCUCGUCUUGUGAUCCAUUUCUUUUUGCAUCUUACUAACUCCUUUAAAGUAUGAGGGCAAAUCUUCUAAAGUAUUUCCUUUUCAAGGGAAAAAAUAAAAACAUUUUUGUUUAGGAUUCUUUCUCCUUCACAUAGCUGAUUCUUGAACAAGGACAAGGGCAAGGCCUAACUUAAUGGUAUAUGGUAAUGGGAAAUAACUUCCCAGUGAGUUCUUGCAUUUUGUAUACAAACCAUUCUCUUUAAGGCUGUUUUAACUUCUAAUGUCAGAAAAGUUGUUUUUUUGACGGUAUAAGAGUCUUGCACUUGUACGGAUUUGCAGGAUUUGCAUGAACGAUGCCGUCUAGCUAUUGUGUUACACAGGGGGUUUCCAGGUUGCCGGCAAAGUAGGUGAACCCCUCGUUUUUGCAACGGAAUUUUUUAUACCAAGGGGGUUAUUUUAAUUGUAUCUGAAGGCUAAUAGACAUAAUCAUAACCAGAACUGGACACAGGGUCUCUUCUUUUUGCUUAAUCGAGCGAAAGGCCCUUUACUUAAAGCUAGUUGCUUUCUUUCUCCGUUGAAGCUGAGCCGAAAGGUCAUUUACCAAAUGAAAUGUAUAACGUGGAUUUAGAUAUACCAUUCUUUGUAAAAUAUGACUUGAAUAAAAAAAAGAAAAAUAAACUUUCGCCAUGAAAACUACUGAAAGCACCUUACUAGCCAUUUGGAGAACAGGCUUGUUGCCUUGCCGAGUUUCAAAGCUGCAGACAGAUUUUUCUUUUAAAUAAAAUUGAGCUUGUCUUUAUUUUUCUGAGUUAAUGAUAAGUAAAAUUGAUAGCUAAAGAAAUUAGAGAGUGAAAAGAAUCCGUCAGUUCAUAAUCGAUCACUAUUUGUUGAUAUUAGAAAAACUGUCCGUCCUUAUUAUUCCCCAAAACAAAGCACAAGCCGUCAUCCACUAUUUAGAAAUAAAGUUAUAAGAUUUUUUAUUUAUACGUGAAUAUGCCGGAGAGGAUUUAAAACUUAACAUAUCUGCGAUUAAACUGUUCAUAAUAACUGAAUUUUUGAGUUGUUAUUUAAACUUCUAAGGCCCUUGGCCAAUGCCUACGCCAAGACGGAAUAAGCCAGCAAAAAUAAAGUUUAUUUAUUUUCAUCUUUAUUUGUUUCCUUGUUCCUUCCUGUCUUCAUUUUACCUCUCUUCUCUCAGCCUUUAUAGAUUAUUUCAUUUCGUUUUUCCUCUAUUUGCUAUUUGUUCUCGUUCUUGUCAUUCAUCGCCUUUCUGCAAAAUUUAUGAUUCUUAUUCUCUAUACACAAGGCUAGCCAUUUUAAUGUCAUUUUUAGUUUAUUUCUAAGACCAGACGUACGUUAAAGAAAACUCUGUUCCAAGUGUUUCAGUAUGCAACCUUUUUAAAAUUAAGAGCUUAAAUAGACAUUGAGUAACUUUCAAAAGACAUUGAAUAACCCAGAUACGCAAAAAUCACAGGGAAACUGCUGACAAGAAGCCUAUCAGGUAUAGCCUGAGUUCCAGACCCUGAUCUGGGGUUCAGGCUAAUCAGGUAGUGUUGAGUAAAGGUCUAAGCAUGAUCAAUUGUAGAACAAUUUCAUAUUUUUUAAGCAUUUCAGUAUCUUAGAAUACUUUUCUGCGUAUGUAAAACUCUACCAUUUGGUCCAUCCUCAAUGUUUCCCAUAUUUUUCAAAUAUUUUGACAAAAUGUUGGACUUAUUAUACCAAUAACAUUUUAAAUUAUUCCCUUUCUAGUUCUGCUUGGCACAUAAUAUUAUACUUAUGACCCUCAUUAGAGGGGUAUAAUCGCGGCCCCUGCCUGCACCACCUCGGCUAAAGAGAAGCUACAAUCCCGCACAAAAAUUUUGUGACAAAAUUCAGUUUUUGUCAUUUUCCACUCUACCUUUCCCCUGUAAAUUCGACUCCCCUCCUUUCCCCCCGAAGAAAUGUUAGAUUUGUAGUUCUAUCAUAUUUGCUUCAAAAUCAUGCAUCUAACAUUGAAUUAAGGGAGGGAGAAAGCUACUUUUCAAAAGAAAGAGAAAAACAUAAAGUUUUCUUGAAAAGUCUGAACUAUUUUUGUCCGGGAUUGUUGGCUUGGUAAGCAAAACCAGGCCUAAAUCAUGGCCUAAAUCGCUUUUAUAGCCAUGAUAAUUUGAAGAGUAGGAAUAAAGGACUGUCUCAAUAUAGUGACCUCUUUUGAGAUCAGGAAAUAAAAGUCCAUAAAAGCUGAUCUUCAUUUUGUCCAGGUGAAAAAGUAGCUUAGACAAAAUCCUAAAACAAGUUGAUUAAUUAGCGAAAAAGAUCCAGUUAAUCUUGAAAUGUUUCUUGCAACAAUGUUGUAAGGCUUUACGCAUAACUUUAUGUCUAGAAUUAUCGUCACACCCCUGAAGGUCAAAUUCCUAAAGUAUGUGUUUUCUUUAAAGGUCGUUAAUAUUUAACAUUCUUUGUAGUCUUGAACUUUUAAUUAGGUUAGAACAAUGGCUUAAAUCUUCAUACGUCAACCAGGCAAUGUACUUUCUUUGCAAUGGUUUUGUUUGGAAGUUAUUUUAUCUAAACAUUGCGGGGAAGAUAGCAAUUUUCAGCAAAUAUGAUGUUCAGCCAAUAUAAUAUGAAUUUUCAGUAAUUUUCACCAUAGUCUGCACAAUGAUGUGAAAGCCUUGAUGCUCUUUUGUUGGCUGGUUCCAAGGGACAUAAAAGCUUGGCAUUGAAAUCACGGCGAUGGCUCUAGGUCUUAGAUUUAUUAAACUCCGAUAUCUCCAUUCUAGAUUCAUUGAAUUAAGUGAGUUGAGUGCGCAAUCGUUUUGUGGCCAUAUGUCUCGCUUGGUCCUUUCCAGCCUCUCAUUACCGAAAAGAAACCUUUGAAGCCUGUAAGAAAACAAAUCUGUUCUUGGUUGUUGCUAAUAAUUAGCUUCGAUUUUCAGUUGCAGUCUGUGUUCAAAUAUUUCUCUUGAUUUCUUAACAUAGGUUUUGAUGAUUCUUGAAAACAGGCAGUAGGAGCAAUUACGUACUUACAGGCGACCAGAUUUUUGAUCUUCUGCUGGUAAAGAUUCAUUUCUUGAUGUGUUGAUAUCAAGUGUGUGGAAAAGCAUUUGCUUUGCUUUUUGUUGCUAAUGCUUUUUUCGAAAAAGAUACAAUGCAUGAUCACCACUUUAUGAAACCUUUUUGGUCAUAGAUUCACGGAUGGUUGCUUAAUUCAAAAUAGAGUUUUUUCUUUGCUUCAAAAAGUUGUAGGAACUCGAGUUUGACCCAACCUCAAGUCCUGGAAACAAGAGGCAAUACGAAAUUCUUUCACCGCUAUUAUCCUGUCAAGUUUAACAAUUCUAUAUACUCCCCUGCCUGCACCACCUUGGCCAAAGGGAAGCUAGGCGUGGUAAGCGAAACCAGACCUAAGUCAUGGAAACAACAUUGACUUGCUACUAAACUGUUUGUGCUCCUUUUGUAAAUGCAUUCUUAAAUUUUUAUAAUUUCUAAAGUACGAUCAAAGUAAAGCAGAUUGAAUACCUAAGGAUUUGUUCCGUUUUUUAAAAAGUUUGAGAAGAAUAGAGCAUUUACUGUUUGUUAUGGCAAACAACAUCCUAAAUGAAUUUUUCCAACUAGAUUUUGGAGCUUUCUCCGUGGACUCUUCAGAAAUCGAAUCGAAACUAAACAACCACAUUACUAACUAAUACCUUGCAUUAUCUAAUAAAUAAGCUCAUCAAUUUAGAAAAGUAAAAUACGGAAUUUUAGCUUUUCAGUACAGAAAUAUUUUCUGUGCUGUUUCAAGGUAUUACAAACAUCGAAGUAAUGAUUAAUUUCUUGAUUUGUUUUUUCAAGUACUGAAAGUUUCGUAAUACUAAAAUUCUUAAAUGCCAAAAUACUUCUUUCUCGAAAGACAAAUCACACAUAAGAACGUACGAAGACAUGGCAUAGGACAAAGCACCUAAUAGAAAAGCUUCCUUUUAUCAAUGUCAGUUAAAUCAGAAUUAAGUACGUUAAAAAGAAUCAUUGUUAUCACAUCUUGAAAAGAAUUACAAUCAGACACUUUGUUAAAGCUGAGUUGGAUCAGUACUGUGGCUUCUUAUUUUUUUUAUUUUGGGGUCGGUUAGUUACAAUUAUAAAGAAUGCGCUAUUAUAUACCAAUAGGUCGGCAACCUUUAAAAAAACAGAGUGCUCGGACCGCCAUCCAGCAUAUGCCUAAGGCUUUCCUCGUAAUCUCUGUUGUAUAUUCUAUGGUUUAAUUUCUAUAAAAAAGCAGCGACGUUUAUUGUAAAGAUCAAUAUUUAGUCUUGUGAAUGACCAUUUCAUAUACGAGCCAACUUCAAUUGGUAUAUUUUUCCUUUUAUUUGUUCAUGGUCAAAUAUUGCGAGAAUUUGAGUCAUUGUAUUCACAUCGUUCCAUGAUUAUUACUUUUUCUUGUUUAUCCUGAAACUUUGAAUUGUUGACAAGCUUUUACACAUGUUUACAAAAUCUUAACCAUUAACAAAGGGAUGCCAGGUUUCGGUGAAGUUUUUUUCAGAUUUUCUAAACGUGAAAUUCAUUGUAAAUUCAACGUCAAUAUCAUCAACCCUAGGGGUUGACCCGACCCGUUGCUCAGUGGCGUACCCAGGGCUGUAGCAGUGGCGGGGUCUGGGGCGCUUUUAAGGGCGUGGUCCAAUUUUUUUACCACGCCCUUAAAACACUCGCAAAUGCGGGAAAACGCCCUUUUGCACAUUUUUCCCCAUUAUUUGAUUCAUGUAAGCUACCGUAAAUAGCAAAGCAUUUUACAAUUGUUAUGGACGCAAGCAUACAGUAUACUACCCCCUCCCCCCCCCCCAAUGAGUUUUACAUCGUUUUUGGACAAAUCUCGAGGACCAUAUUUUAGAAAAGUGGGGGGAGUCCGGACCCCUCCAUACCACUGCCGUUGCUGAUAAAAACUAUGAAUUAAUUUGAAAUAUUGCAUAAGCAGAGGUUUUUGGUCAAUUUUUUGAUGCAGUAAUUCAAGUGCUGGCUUUGGUUAGUUUGAUAAACAUUUAGCUCUUAUAAACGGUCAGCGCUUUUUCCACCAGCCUUAUGCAUAUUGAAGUUUCUGCUAUCAAUUCAGUUCGAAUACUCCAAGUAUAUAUGCAAUAGCCAGAGGAUUAAUGUGAUGAAAUAGCGAUGCAGAGAGUACACCGUGUCGUGUUUUGCCAGGAUUAAAUAUCAAUUUAUAGACCCAUCCUUCUAGUGUCCUGUUUGCUUUAGAAGUUUUUCUCUUUUGAGAGCUUUGUCCAAUGUGGUGUAUAAUUAAGUUAAUUUGGCAUCAAGAGACGACGUUUCGAAGCUAGUGCCCAGGUUCUUGAACGUAUACCAACUGCUCGCUGUAAUUUGUGUCAAUUUGUCGGCUUAAAUGUUUUUUCCAAUGAAAGCUGCUGUUUUUUCAAAUUUGACUGGAAAUUUUUCAAUAAAGUGCAGAAUGUGUUUAGUUUGUAUUAUUAAUGAUUGAAUGGCUUUCCCAGACUCUUUGGACGUCUUAAUGUGGCUCAAAAAGCCACUCCUUGUACUCUUAUGCUUGUAACCAUAUAGUCUCGUCCCUUCCUAUUGAAUUUGAAAACAUUAAUCGCCUUCAUUUCU